This is a messenger RNA of Moneuplotes crassus, 1790 nucleotides long. The record is from the annotation of a GenBank genome assembly. Lineage: Eukaryota; Ciliophora; Spirotrichea; Euplotida; Euplotidae.
GAAGAAAUGAAGACAACCACUUCAGACCAGAAGACAGACAAUGUUGACUUAAGCGACCCUAUUCUCCAAGUAGAUGAGUACUCUAAAAGCCAGAGAGACGUCAUCAGGGUUGACAGGGAGUGCGGGGAUGAAGACUUUGAACCAAUAAAGGGCGUCAAAUAUACGAUGAGCAUCACAGAGGCAUUAUAGCUAUUGCUAGCCCAGGAAAUAUCAUUCAAAUCACUGAAGGCAACUAUAGUGAAUCUUUAGUGGUCCAGACACCCAACCUGACUAUAGAAACUACUGAUGAAGAUGCUAAGGUAAUCAUACUCUCAGGAAAAAGACCUUGUGUGACCAUUGCAUUGGAUGAAGAAGACAAAGUUGAAAUUAACAGAAUUCGAAUGGUUUAUAAAGGCCCCACUGCUACUUCUACAUUCAUCCAAAAGAUUGACAUGAAUUAUGAAAAGGUAGGAAAUGAGAGGUGCAUCAAAGAAUUUAAGCUUAAUGAGGGUCUUCCUAGUGCCAUCAUGCUCUUAUCAGGCUCGCUUUCUCUAAACCGUUGAGUUUUAAGUCUCAACGGAGUUGCUACAAAUAUGACAGAGAAGGUUCCAUGAAUAGCUGCUCAUGAAAGAACCAGUCUAUCCAUCAUAAAUUGUUUCCUUUUCGGUGAUCCUGAUGAAGAAGUAUUUACAGCAGGGCUACUAGCCAUCAGACCAUUUGAUGUGAUCAUAAAGGAUACAGUGGUCAAAGACCAUCUUGCCGGAGGCUUGAUGCUCAGCCUUUGUCCAUAUCAAGACAGUGUUUUCCAAAUCAGUAACAACAAGAUUCUAAAAUGCCAGACUGCAGGUAUCUACAUAGAAGGACCAGGUUGAACACCAGAAAUCAUUGGCAAUGAAGUGAAAUAUUGCAACUCAGUCGGUAUUAAAAUAGGUGACUUCGUAAAAGCAGAUAUCAGGGAGAACCAGCUUAUCCAGAACAAUGACGGAAUAGAGGUAUUCAACAACAAGUCAACUGUGAUUGCAAAUGAGAUUGAGAAGUCUCAUGGGCAUGGGUUGUUAAUCCAUGCGACCCUUAAAGAGGGCAAGUUCAACCCAACAGUAAAGGGAAACUCUAUCUCUAACUGCAAAUUUAAUGGCAUUCAGAUCCAAGGAGAUGGACUGAGAGUGAUGAUCCACAACAACACGAUUAAUAAUAACAGAAAGUGAGGAAUCAAGGUUCUUGACCUUGCCAAAGCAGAUAUAGUAGGCAAGAAUAAUAUUCAUACGAAUGUUAACCAGGGAAUCCUGAUUGUGGAAGGUAGUUCAUGCAAAAUAAUGGAGAAUAUAAUAUCGAAAAAUUUAAAGGCUAAUAUUGCAUUUGGUGGCAAAGGAUCCCACGAAACUGUGAUUGAGAGAAAUGAAAUCUGAAAAUCAAUUGCUGAAGGUAUUUUUAUGGCGAAAGCUGAGAGACCCACAAUCAUCAAUGAAAAUAUUAUAACUGAGAACUUAGAUGGAAUUACUCUGCUUGAUUCUGAUGGGAAAAUCAUGAAUAACCUUAUCGAAGGCAACCAGAGAUCUGGAAUUUUGUGAUCAGGUAAAACGAACGCAGACAUUAGCAAAAAUAAUAUAAAGUCAAACAUUCUUAUUGGCAUAAUGGUGAAGAAACCAAGCAACCCAAAGAUGAGUUUCAAUGUGUUGAAAGAUAACCACUACCAAUUCUCAAUUGACGACCAUGUCUUGAAGAAGACGAAGACGUACAAAAACUCAAAUACAGUGAAAGGCCAAUGAGAUAUACCUAAAAAGACAUGAACUAUCUUCUAAAAUUUCAAUUAA